AUGAAUGACUUGAUGACAAAAUCGUUUCUAAGUUAUGUAGAAUUGAAGAAACAGGCACAGAAGGAUUUUCAACAAGAUCCUGACAUUGAACUAGGGAACCUCAACCCAACACAAGACCCUAAUCUCUCUCAAUUCUUCCAAGAAGUUGAAGCAAUCAAGAUCGAAAUGGAAGAGAUCACCAAUCUCUUGACAGAUCUUCAGCAACUGAAUGAAGAGACAAAAUCAACUCACAGUGCAAAAGUUUUACGCGGGCUAAGAGACCGAAUGGAUUCUGAUAUGGUUGCCGUGCUUCGCAAGGCGAAUGUAAUCAAGGCAAGGUUAGAGGCUCUUCAAAAAUCAAACGUCGCGAAUCGAAGCAUGUCAGAAUGCUACAGAGAAGGAAGUCCUGUUGAUAGAACAAGAGUGUCUGUCACAAGUGGUUUGAAGGUCAAGCUUAGGGACAUGAUGAAUGAUUUUCAGUCUUUAAGGGACAAGAUUGUGUCGGAUCAUAAGGAAGAUUUGAAGAGAAGGUACUAUACUGUAACGGGUGAGGUACCUAGUGAUGAGGUUAUGGAGAAGAUGAUAUCGGGGAGUCUCAAAGUUGAGUUUUUGGCUGGGAAAACGGAUGCUGAUAUGGGUACUCAGGUUAGGCACGAGGCGGUGAUGGAUAUUCAGAGGAGUUUGAAUAAGCUUCAUCAGGUUUUUCUUGAUAUGGCUAUUUUGGUUGAGACUCAAGGAGAAAAAGUGGAUAACAUUGAAGAUAAUGUGGUGAAUGCUGGUCACUACAUUCAUGGUGGAACUAAUAAUCUUUAUUAUGCAAGCCAGUUGAAGAAGAGGAACAGGAAAUGGAUCUAUUGGGUAAUUGCUGUUUUGUUAAUUGUAGUGCUGGUGUGUAUCAUUGCAAUGGUGUCUUCUUGA
Molecule: messenger RNA, 897 nt
Organism: Lathyrus sativus (Indian pea)
Lineage: Eukaryota; Viridiplantae; Streptophyta; Magnoliopsida; Fabales; Fabaceae
Source: the annotation of a GenBank genome assembly